AUGGAAGACCAAGAUUUUGACUUGGGCCCUGUGUUUCGCGGUCUUUACAAUGGCGAUUCUACCUUUCGACGGUGGCUCAUCUCGAAAGAGGAACGGCGACGUCUCUUCUGGCUGGUUUAUUCCCUAGACCGCCAUUUGGCUCUCUCUUUCAAUCUCCGACUGAGCCUCCCGGACGGUACAUUCUGCGUUCGCACCCCUUUACCUGAGCAACUGUGGCGAUCUCUCGAUACAGCCGACUUGAAUUGCAUCCCUGCAUGCCCAUUAGGACCGCCGACGCGCAUCUCAGGAAGUGGAUUUUUUGAAUAUUUCUUGCCCUUGGCCUCACUUCUAGGGCAUAUCAUCGAUUUGCACCACUACCGCAACCACCCCUCACUCGGCGAAUUCAUUCCCCAUGAUUCUAUUCGGCGCGUUGAGGCCAUGAUUGAUCAGCGGCAACAAGAGCUUGCCGAAUUGGAGAACCAAGGUGAUGCUUUAUUCCCUGAUGGAGUCAACCCCUUCGCUCCGCACGCCAAUGGAGGUCCAGCCCACGGCGGAGAGACGUUUGCUUCUCCUACUGGCCUGACUUCAGGGUCAAAGUUGCCGCUGUUUAAGGCAUAUAGUACAUAUCUUCUUCACGUCUUCUAUAUCUUGCUCCACGGCAAAUGGGAUCCAAUAUCCAUGAUUGAGGACAAAGAUGACUGGAUCACCUCGGAGAGCUUUUUGACUUGCGCCUCUCACGCACUGAGUGCAACGGGCGUGGUCUCUCAGAUCCUUACUCUGGAUCCAGAAAUGACGUUCAUGCCGUAUCUUUUUGGUAUCUAUCUGCUCCAAGGCAGUUUUAUACUGCUUCUUUUUGUGGAUCGAAUGCCGGAACUUGGUCCCAAUCGAUCUGUGGAAGAGGUCUGCGAGACCAUCAUUCGCGCUCACGAAGUGAGCAUCGUCACUUUGGAUACCACAUUCCAGGUAUGUCGCUUGCAUUGCACAUAG
Molecule: messenger RNA, 966 nt
Organism: Penicillium lagena
Lineage: Eukaryota; Fungi; Ascomycota; Eurotiomycetes; Eurotiales; Aspergillaceae
Product: fungal specific transcription factor domain-containing protein
Exons: 1
Coding region: 1-966 (321 amino acids)
Biological process (GO): DNA-templated transcription
Molecular function (GO): DNA binding; zinc ion binding
Source: RefSeq, a predicted model, not a curated record